AUGCCGGCGACAGACUCGCCAGCCGUCAUCGUGGCGAGAUAUCUCAAAGCAAACAACUAUACAGAGGUGCACAUUUCCCCUCCAGCCUACAUGCCCAUACUGACUUCUGACUAAAGAGCGUGCUAGACUUACGAUUCCUUCGUCAAUGAAGCCGGCCUACCACCAGACGUAGGAGAUGUGUUCAAAGGCGAUCUGACCAUCGAGACUCUACUUGAGGAAAAGAAGACGUUUGACGUGUCUGUGAGAUUCGAGAAAUUGGGCGUUGAAGACGCCAAUUCGGGAUGGACGAAAUCUGGUAUGCCACAGAUCAAGGUGACGAUGGAGACUUGGAGUUUUGCUGAUGGAUGAAGCUCCCUCUACGGCCAACGAAAUCAAUGUUCUGCCUUCUUCCUCAAACAUUCUUUCUGCUCAAUUGGAGCAUUUAGCGGGCACCGAGUCGGCACCAGAGCCGAUCCUUCUAGUCUCUACCGCUGAUCGUCGACUGCACUUGCUCGAUGCUCGAUCUCGAGAUCUUCGGACCUCCUUUUCUGGGCUUCAUGACUCGCCCAUACUGUCUGUGACUGGUUUGGGCGAUGGUCAUCUACUCACCACUUCCAUGUCUGGGCAACUACAACUUAGCGAUAUGCAAGGCAAAGUACUCGAGAAGCGUCGUGAUCACUCCAAGUACGUGGUCAAGGUCGCGGCUUUCGUGGACGCCAGCGACGGAACUAUUAUCGCCACAGCUGGGUGGGACUCCAAGAUAUUGCUCUACAGGCCUAAGAUUGACACCACAGGACCCACUAUUGGCGAGCCCGUAGCAACUAUUCCUCUGGCCACCAAGCCAGAAGCAAUGAUCUUCCUGCGACACCCGGAGCAUGGCAAACCUGUACUGCUGGUCAGCCGGACUGACAGUAGCUUCAUCUUCUACUACACAGUAGAGCCCGAGCCACGCCUGUUGGGCAAGCAAAACCUGGCGCCACAUUCCAAUGCAUGGGUCGCGUUCACGCCUUCCUCGCUCCAACUCUGCCCUACGGAUCCAAGCUUGGUAGCAGUCGGCACGUCGUCAGUCCCGCACAUGAAAUUGCUGAUAGUCCGACUGCUGUUCCCACCAUGGGAAGCCCGAGCUGUCCCGCCGCCUCCAGGAGCGCUGCGAUCAUCAUCGCUCGACGGAGAUGGUCCUGCGGCUGAGACCCAGGCAUCUCAGGCUCGAGCUGCGCUCGCGAUCGCUGAUCGGGAAGCCGCUGCGAUCCAGAUUCAUUGCACGACGAUGGCGCCUCAGACGGCGUAUUCGACGCCAGCCAUCGCGUGGCGACCCAACGGGAGCGGCGUCUGGGUCAACGGAGACGACGGUGCUGUCAGGGGCAUCGAAGCCAGUACUGGCAAAGUUGUAUCGACCUUGCUUCAGGGCCAUGAGCCGGGCAGUAAAGUGCGUUGCCUGUGGGCAGGAACAGUCCAUGACGACGACGGAGAGGAAAAAGAAAUCUUGGCGAGUGGCGGAUUCGAUCGAAGGCUGAUUGUGUGGACUGUAUAG
Lecanosticta acicola is the source of this 1510-nucleotide messenger RNA. The record is from the annotation of a GenBank genome assembly. Lineage: Eukaryota; Fungi; Ascomycota; Dothideomycetes; Mycosphaerellales; Mycosphaerellaceae.